ACUUCCGUCACCACUCUCUUCAUUUUCUCUCUCCCUCUCUCUCUCUCUCCCUCUCUCUCUCUCUCUCUCUCACUACACUAGUGGUUAGCUGCAGCUUAAUACUACUAGUUAUAUAAAUACACAUACACUAAUAUACUAUACGUCUACACGCAUAAAUAUACAGUGAGAGGAGAGGGAGAGAGGGAGAGGUGCGAGAAGAAGUUGAGGAGUAAUGCUGAUGCAGUUGCCGUUUGAUUCGAUGAUUUUUGACUGAGAUCGUGUGAGGAGAGUGCAGUUAUUGUAAUUGUUGGAUCGGAUCCUGCAUUUUGUUUGUUGAUUCUGGUUCCUGAGUAUGGACUUCUCAUCUCUCGUGUGAUUGAAGUAGAUUUGAGGAGGUGGGAGAAACAAUGGGGGCUAUUGGUUCCGAGGAGUUGAUCAAUUGGGAGAAAAUGCAGGUGGUUGGGAAUGGGAAAGAAGAGAAGAUAUUGGUACUGGUGAGGUUAAGGCCGUUGAGUGAAAAAGAGAGUGCACGGGCUGAAGUUUCAGACUGGGAAUGCAUCAACUCAACCACCAUUUUGUACCGGAACAGCCUUCAGGAGCGCUCUGGACUACCUACAGCUUACUCAUUUGAUAGAGUAUUUCGAGGUGACUGCACAACAAGGGAAGUUUAUGAUGAGGGUACAAAGGACAUUGCUCUAUCAGUUAUUGGUGGCAUCAAUUCAACUAUCUUUGCAUAUGGUCAAACAAGCAGCGGAAAGACAUACACUAUGAAUGGUAUAACUGAUUAUGCAGUGGCUGAUAUUUAUGAUUAUAUACAGAAGCAUGAAGAAAGAGCAUUUGUCUUAAAGUUCUCUGCGAUGGAGAUUUACAAUGAAGUUGUUAGAGACCUCCUUAGCACAGAUAAUUCUCCUUUAAGACUCCUCGAUGAUCCGGAAAGGGGGACUAUAAUAGAGAAACUCACAGAAGAAACUUUGAGGGAUCGUGAUCACCUCAAGGAGUUGUUAUCCAUAUGUGAAGCACAAAGGCAAAUUGGAGAGACCUUAUUGAAUGAAACAAGCUCCAGGUCGCAUCAAAUUCUUAGAUUGACAAUUGAAAGUUCUGCUCGUGAGUUUUUAGGGAAGGGCAACUCAACCACCCUUGCUGCUAGUGUGAACUUUGUAGAUCUGGCAGGAAGUGAGCGGGCAUCUCAAGCUAACUCAGUUGGACAGAGGCUGAAAGAAGGCUGCCAUAUUAAUCGUAGUUUGCUCACUCUGAGCACAGUGAUUCGCAAGCUGAGCAAAGGGCGAAAUGGGCAUGUUAAUUACAGAGACUCAAAACUUACACGUAUACUACAGCCUGCCCUGGCAGGCAAUGCAAGAACUGCAAUCAUUUGCAAUUUGAGCCCUGCAAGAAGCCAUGUUGAGCAAUCGAGGAACACACUCUUAUUUGCUUCCUUUGCAAAGGAAGUAUCAACUAAUGCACAGGUCAAUGUAGUGAUGUCAGAUAAGGCAUUGGUGAAACAUCUUCAGAAAGAGGUAGCAAGGUUGGAGACUGAGUUAAAAAUUCCAGCAUCAAUAUGCGAUCAUGCACCAUCACUAAGAAAGAAAGAUAUGCAGAUUGAAAAGUUGGAGAAAGAGGUCAGGGAGCUAAAGAGGCAACUAAAUCUUGCCAAUUUGAAAAAUGAGGACUUAAUCCAAGAGGCAGAAAGCAUCAAAAGUUCAAAACAACUCAGUGGGUCUUUUAAUGGAAACCUUAGGUGUAAUGGAGAAUCAGACCUAUUGCUUCCGGAGAAUAGUGAGGAUCAAUAUUUAUCGGAUGGUACAUCUUAUCCAAGUCAUAUUAUACAGAGAAAUCCUAUCAAAGUUGAAGAAAAUUAUGAUGACAUCAAGGAAGUUCGAUGCAUUGAGAUGGAUGAAUCUUCUCAGAGUCGAGCAUGCGAGUCUUUUGACCAGUCAACUAGUAAUAAUGAACAAAUGUUGCAAGCAUGGGUGGAGCCUGGUAAUGGUCACAUUGUAGAUCAUGAGAUGCUAUCGGCUUCACCUAGACAAGUGAGUGGUGCUGCAAAUGGUUACUCAGACGCCGAAGCACAUAGAGUUCAAGAUGUGAGGAAUAGCACUGAUUCUGUUUUCCGGCCCUACCCUGAUUCAUCGUCUUCUGGUGUUCGAUCAACUAGUCUAUUGAGUUCUGGCAGCAUAAAGUUGAGUAGAAGCCGAAGCUGUAGAGCUAGUUUAAUGACUUGCUUAUCUGAUUUUGAGACUGCCGAAGAAAGUCAGAGCACACCUCCUCACGUCUUUGAAAAUGAUUUCACUGGAAGACCUGAAAGCGGCGCCCUCAGGAAGCCCUGGAAACUUCCCCCAACAAUCUAUGGUGCAAAUAAUGCGAAAUUUACGAGAAGCGAUUCCCUAAACUCUGAUUGUAGUAGUUUCAUUGAUGAAGCUAAAAAUCAGAGCAGCUCCCAUGGAGAAGAAGAUAUUCCAACUCUUGGUUCCUUUGUUGCAGGACUCAAGGAGAUGGCAAAGCUUCAAUAUGAAAACGUUGAAGGAAGAGGAACAGGAUCCGGAGAUGAAAAUGGCGCUAGAGAUCUCGCUGUGGUCCAGAUGCAAGAUUGGCCCAUGAAAUUCGAGAAGCUGCAGAAACUGAUAGUCGAACUAUGGCAUGAUUGCAAUGUGUCAUUAGUCCACAGGACAUACUUCAUCCUCCUCAUUAAAGAAGAUUUCACAGAUUCCAUUUAUAUGGAGGUAGAGUAUAGGAGACUAUCCUUCCUAAAGGAUACAUUUUCUGGUGGCAACUCAGUCAUACAGGACGGCCGUACACUCACAUUGGCCUCUAGCAAAAGAGCUCUUCAUCGUGAGAGGGAAACGCUGAGCAGGCUUAUGGGUAGAAGGUGUACGGAGGAUGAGAGGAACAUGCUUUACACGGAUUGGGGCAUUGGUCUCGGCUCCAAGAGGAGGAGGCGGCAGCUGGUUCAUCUCUUGUACAGCGACACCCAAGACAUGGGCCGCGUUAGCCGGAGCGCUGCUGUGGUGGCCAAGCUUAUCGGAUUCUCGGAGAAUGGGGUGGCCCUGAAGGAGAUGUUUGGACUCAGUUUCACACCUCCAAGCAUGACCAGAAGAUCGUUUAGAUGGAAAAAUAGUAUGUCGUCCCUUUUGUGAGGUCGGCUCAACGAGAAGUUCUUAUGUGUUUAACGACGCCGUUGUGUUUUUAACGACGCCAUUUCCCUGGAAGUUUUUGUUAUAGUAGUAUUUCAUAAAAAAAUAUUAUUAUAACUAAUUUUCGUUCAAA
Molecule: messenger RNA, 3240 nt
Organism: Salvia splendens (bonfire salvia)
Lineage: Eukaryota; Viridiplantae; Streptophyta; Magnoliopsida; Lamiales; Lamiaceae
Product: kinesin-like protein KIN-7E
Exons: 14
Coding region: 387-3110 (907 amino acids)
Biological process (GO): microtubule-based movement
Molecular function (GO): microtubule motor activity; ATP binding; microtubule binding
Source: RefSeq, a predicted model, not a curated record